AUGGAUGAUGCUGUGUUUGGGCUUUAUGUAGAUAAGCUCAGCGACACUGCUAAAUUGUUUAAGACACCUGGAAAGAAUAUCCGCGCUAUUGAUGAAUCGAUUAGCACCGUCAAACUGCCCUGUUGGGAAGAUAACGUGGAUCUCAGGCGUGCCUAUCGGGAACUACUUUUGACCACUCCUGGAGCUCUCUGCUCACUUAUUGGAGUCGUUCUUUCGGAGGAAGCUCUCCAUCAGAAGACCGCGGAUGGCAAACCUUUCACGGAUGUCCUUAAGGAAAAUGAAGUACUUGUUGGCAUCAUGAUUAGGGGCAACCCGGUCGCUUGGCGUGGUCCUGAUGGCCACACUCAGAAAUUCCAGCAACACCGUGCAGCCGGGGCUCACUUUGCCGUGUGGGGUGAUGGGCCUGUCAUCGAUGCAAGUGAGCCAUCUGAGACUACUAUCCGCAAGCAGGCAAAGGAACUGGCGUCGUUCGCUACUUACUGCCAGAGGGCGGUCUCGUUCCCAUUGUGGAAUCCUGUUGAUGCUUGGGAUAGCCCCCAGGCUGAUCCGCGGGACAUUGCUCGAGACACCCUCAAUGUCCUGCGGAAAACUGUGCCUCCUGCCAUUCCGGUCAUCGUGUUCUUGUCCAGUGGACAGAGUGAGAACGAGGCUGUCAUUACCAUGAACAAUCUCAAGGUCAGCAAGGUCAGCAAGCCAUGGAGCCUCUCCUCCUUUUUGGUCCGCCACCACAACAGAGAACCUUGA
This is a messenger RNA of Eucalyptus grandis, 744 nucleotides long. Its product is annotated as fructose-bisphosphate aldolase 5, cytosolic-like. Gene Ontology annotation, molecular function: fructose-bisphosphate aldolase activity. Bases 1 to 744 code for a protein of 247 amino acids. Gene Ontology annotation, cellular component: cytosol. The record is from RefSeq and is a predicted model, not a curated record. The transcript has 3 exons. Gene Ontology annotation, biological process: fructose 1,6-bisphosphate metabolic process; glycolytic process. NCBI's taxonomy places the organism in Eukaryota, Viridiplantae, Streptophyta, Magnoliopsida, Myrtales, Myrtaceae.